AUGGAAAUGCAAAUCAGUAUCUAUUGGGAUAUUGAAAAUUGCUGCAUCCCUAAAGGAAAAGAUGGAAAUGUCAUCUUGAAUAGGAUAAUCACAUGCAUUUGUGAAGGAUUUAAUUUUAUAGGAAAUAUAAACGUUGUAAUCCAAAACAAAAAUCAUAAACGAGUUCUACACUUACGCUCCAAUGAGAAGGUACGUUUCAUCUUUCCUGAUAAUGAAAAACAGAAUAUUUCUGAUCAAAAGAUUGAAAAGUUGAUGCUAUCAGACAGUGAUAAUUUUCAAACAUUUGUACUGAUCUCAGGGGACAAGGACUUCACUGUUUUGCUGUUUGAAUUAAGGUAUAUGAAGAGAGUGCCCACAAUUCUGAUUCAUAGAAGUGAUGUUGAUCAAGAACUAACAUUUUUUCCAAAUGUGCUUUUCAUUUAUGAAGAUUUUAUUAAGGAUCUUCCUGAUCUAGUUGUUGUUCCAGAACUCACAAGUGCUGAAGAAUCUGAAAUUUCCACAGAGGUAGCACUCACCAUCUCCAUCAUCUGCUUAAAGGAUAAAAUGUUUUUAUUUGGUUUUGAAGUAGGGCUUAAAUAA
Physella acuta is the source of this 579-nucleotide messenger RNA. RefSeq names its product meiosis regulator and mRNA stability factor 1-like. Gene Ontology annotation, molecular function: RNA nuclease activity. The record is from RefSeq and is a predicted model, not a curated record. Lineage: Eukaryota; Metazoa; Mollusca; Gastropoda; Physidae.